UUAUAUUCAUCCCUCCCUCCCUCCCUCCUGUGUCCUUCGUUACUCUGUCUCUCUCUCUCUUUUCUUCGAACUGAUCUGAGAUUUUGAUUCUGCUUCUCUCUUCUCAUCUUCCAAGAGAUGGCACUCGAAUCAAAUGCUCCUGUGGUGGAUCCACACACUGUUGGCAAUGCGUUUGUUCAGAAGUACUACAACCACUUGUAUGAAUCACCAGCGGAAGUGUAUCAGUAUUAUCGUGAGGAUAGUGUUUUUGGCCGCCCGGGUUCUGAUGGAGAGAUGGAUUCUGUCAAGUCCUUACAGGCUAUCAAUGACAAGAUCAUGUCCUUUGAUUACGAAAACUCUAAGAUUCAGAUUCUGACUGCCGAUUCCCAAGCAUCUUACAAGAAUGGAGUUGUUACUCUAGUCACUGGUUUACUGACCGUGAAAGAGGGGGAAAGAAAGAGAUUUUCUCAAUCGUUUUUCCUUGUGCCCCAGAAUGGAAGCUACUUUGUGCUGAACGAUGUCUUUAGGUAUGUCGCUGAUGAGGUUGUUGAACCAGAAGCUAACAAGAAAGAUGUCGAGGAGGUGAUUCCUCAAGAGGUUCAGUCAACAGUCACUGUAGUGGCAGAGCCAAGAACUGAAGUUGUGGAGCCAGUUACUAUCCCUAGUCAACAACCCCCGUCAAAGCCGACAACUGAAAAUACGAUGAAGAAACCAGAAAGAGCUGUAGCAAAUGGACAUCCCAAAACCCGGGAGGAACAAGUUGUGAAGGAUGACAGCAAUGGCGUGGAUGCUCCCAAAAAAUCAUACUCAGCAAUGGUCCAAUCUUUGGCUCAAAACAAUGAGAAAUUCAAUGUGAAAGCUUCUCCUGCAAAGCCUAAGCCUGUUACAAAGACCAGUGCUGCUCCCGAAUCCAAAGCUCCUGCGCCUGUUCCUGGACACUCUUCUGCUGAAACAAUCGACCAAUCAGCAGCUGAGGGUGUAACCAUAUUUGUUGCAAACUUGCCUAUGGACGCUCAACCUGAGCAACUCAAUGAAACAUUCAAAGGUUUUGGAACUAUUAAGAAAGAUGGUAUCCAAGUUAGAAGUCACAGGUUAAAGGGAAACUGUUUCGGGUUUGUGACAUUUGAAUCUAUCGAAGCUAUGAACUUGGUCCUCCAGGCGCACAAAGAAUCAGCCAUCAAAAUUGGAAACCGAAGAGUUUCAAUAGAAGAGAAACGAGGCAACAACGAAAAUGGAAGACCCUCAACGCGAAACGGAGGCUAUAGGAGCGAGAACGGAUACAGAAACGACGGGUUUAGGCCUCGAGGCAACGGUUAUAAUGGAGGUCGAGGGCAUGGAAGAAAUGGAUAUGAGAGAAGGGGAGAAUCACACAACGGUGAAUCUAACAACGGUGAUGGCAAAGUCCACCACCAGAAUGGUACAGUAAAACCUGUCCGUGAAAAUGCUCAAUCCAGAGGCUAAAAAAGUCGCAAUCCCUUUCUUAAACUCUGGUGAUGUGUUGUUGUUUAUUGUUCGUUUGAAAUUGAGAAUCUGGAGUUUUAUAGGAAAGAGAGAGAGAGAAAGAGAGAGAGAGAGAGUAGAAGCUUUUUUGGAGUAGUUUCAUCUCUUUCCAUGAAAGAUUUUUGUUUUGGGAUUAUAAUUUGAUGAUUACAUUUAUCUUUCCAA
Messenger RNA from Capsella rubella, 1644 nucleotides. RefSeq names its product putative G3BP-like protein. NCBI's taxonomy places the organism in Eukaryota, Viridiplantae, Streptophyta, Magnoliopsida, Brassicales, Brassicaceae. Gene Ontology annotation, molecular function: mRNA binding. The transcript is spliced from 9 exons. Gene Ontology annotation, cellular component: cytosol; ribonucleoprotein complex. The coding region runs from base 118 to 1440 and encodes 440 amino acids. The record is from RefSeq and is a predicted model, not a curated record.